UUUUCCCUUCCGUUCUAAGUUGGGUGCCCCCCCCCCCCCCCCCCCACCACCACACACACACACACACAAUCUCUUAUCUCUAUAGCACUUUGUAGAUGUAUGUCGAUGGUCUAAUCAAUAUCAAUGAUGCUAAGAUCAAUCAAACCCACUUGCAUCUCCAUUUCAAGAGGUGUGGUUGCUUCAACUUUCCAGUUUGGCAGGUUCUCUUCCAAGACUUCAAGCAAACUAGAAGGCAAAGUAGCAUUGAUAACCGGAGCAGCUAGCGGCAUUGGCAAAGAAACCGCAACCAAAUUCAUCGACCACGGGGCUAAGGUGGUGAUAGCCGACAUCCACCACCACCUUGGUCACACCACCGUGGCACAACUCGGCCCAAACGCCUCAUUCGUAGCGUGCAAUGUCACUCACGAGCCUGAUAUCGCCAAUGCAGUCGACUUCACAGUAACUAAACAUGGAAAACUCGACAUCAUGUAUAACAACGCGGGGAUACCAUGCCGGACCGCACAAUCCAUAGUUGACCUCGACCUCGAUACUUUUGACCGUGUCAUGUCAGUCAACGUCCGGGGCGUACUAGCAGGGAUAAAACACGCAUCACGAGUAAUGAUCCCCCGUGAAAGUGGGUCCAUAUUAUGCACUGCCAGUGUGACAGGAAUAUUAGGCGGUUUGUCCCAACACACUUAUUCGAUAUCAAAGUUUGCGGUUAUCGGCAUUGUGAAAUCGUUAGCGUCCGAGUUGUCUCGACAUGGUAUUCGGAUCAACUGUAUAUCGCCUUUUGCGAUCCCUACAGCGUUUGUUAUGGACGAAAUGAAAGAGUAUUUCCCGGAAGUUGAAGAUGAACAAAUAGUGAAAAUGGUGCAUGAUGCAGGGGAAUUCAAGGGGGGUUAUUGUGAGCCUGUUGAUGUGGCGAAUGCUGCUGUUUAUCUUGCUUCUGAUGAAGCUAAGUUUGUUAACGGUCAUAAUCUUGUGGUGGAUGGAGGUUUUACAUCUAAGAAAACCAUAAAGUUUAGUGUACCAGAUCAUCAUUGAUUUGUGAUUACAACAAUAAUUUGUAAAUCUAAUACUAUGUUUAACAAGGUUAAGCGAAGUUGUUUAUGAACAAUCUCUAGCCAUUGGUCACUAUACCAAUGGCUGAUCCAAGUUUUUUUUU
Molecule: messenger RNA, 1144 nt
Organism: Helianthus annuus (common sunflower)
Lineage: Eukaryota; Viridiplantae; Streptophyta; Magnoliopsida; Asterales; Asteraceae
Product: secoisolariciresinol dehydrogenase
Exons: 3
Coding region: 124-1023 (299 amino acids)
Molecular function (GO): oxidoreductase activity
Source: RefSeq, a predicted model, not a curated record